AUGUAUUAUUAUUGUAGGACUUCACCAUUACUUACCACACGAUUUUUUAGAAAUUGUCAAGUUUUAAAUAAUUUGACUAAGCAUUCUAUAAACAAACGACGUGAUUUUGGACAAUAUUAUACAUUAAAUAACGAAAUCCCAAUAAGAGGUCAAGCCUUAAUUCCAUUUGUUGUUGAACAAACGACAAGAGGAGAGCGUUCUUAUGAUAUUUUUUCUAGACUUUUAAAAGAAAGGAUUGUUUGCUUGAAUGGUCAUGUAGAAGAUAGUGUGGCAGCAGUGAUAGUUGCUCAAUUGUUAUUCCUCGAAGCAGAAAAUCCUGAUAAACCUAUAAGUUUAUACAUUAAUAGUCCCGGUGGAAGUGUAACAGCUGGAAUGGCAAUUUAUGAUACUGUAAGAAGCUGA
Entrophospora sp. SA101 is the source of this 402-nucleotide messenger RNA. The record is from the annotation of a GenBank genome assembly. NCBI's taxonomy places the organism in Eukaryota, Fungi, Glomeromycota, Glomeromycetes, Entrophosporales, Entrophosporaceae.